UACAGCGAAACAACAACACAUUUUUACCAAUCACUUUAAUUUUAAAUGAAAUUUUGCAAAAUUUUAUUAUAAUUUAAGUAAAGAUAACUUUAAAAUGACCAGUUUUAAGCCCCUGAAUAUAAAGAAAUAUCCAAAGACGGGCCAGGUGGUCACCCCAGACACCGAAUAUUGGAAACGGCUGAGCGUUCCCACUUUGGCCAAGGAGUUUGGUGCUAUAGAUUACAUAGACUUUUCUCCCAUUGAGCCUCACUACUUUGCAGUCACCUGUUCGGUGAGGGUGCAAAUAUACAAUCCCAUCACAAAGUUGGUCGUGAAAAACCUGUCACGUUUUCAAGAAACUGCUUAUGGAGGCACAUUUAGACAGGAUGGUCGCCUAUUGGUGGCUGGCGAUGAGCAGGGAUUAGUGAAAUUAUUUGAUACAUCCAGCAAGAAUGUGUUACGUUUAUUCAAAGGCCAUAAAGCUCCGGUUCAUAGAGUGAACUUUACUUCAGACCUGUUGCAUAUCGUCAGUUUUUCGGAUGAUAAGACAGUGAAAUUGUGGGAUGUGGCUAGCGAAAAAUCCAUUCAUACAUUUGCGGAACAUGAAGAUUACAUACGAGCCGGAACAGUUAAUCCUGUUUCUGCAGAUGUUGUUGUCUCCGGAGGAUAUGAUGGCAAAAUAAAAUUGUAUGACACCCGCACUAGAGAAAUUACAAUGAGUGUAGAUCAUGGCAGUCCCGUAGAAUCUUUAUUAUUCCUACCCACUGGCGGUAUAUUCAUUAGCGCUGGAGGAACUGAGGUUCGAGUGUGGGACGCCUUUGCCGGCUGCCGCCUAUUAACAAAAUUGUCACAGCAUCACAAAACGGUUACCUGUUUGCGUCUGGGAUCGAAUGGCAAACGUAUAAUGUCCGGAGGAUUAGAUCGUCACGUUAAAAUUUAUGAUGUAUCUUCAUACCAGACAGUGCAUACGCUGGAUUUUCCUAACGCUGUGCUAAGUUUAGGCGUGGCUCCCAAUGACCAAACGGUGGUAGCUGGCAUGGUGGACGGUCUGAUUUCGAUUCAAAAUAUGGAAGCCCCAGCUCAGCCUAAGCAAACGAAAUCACGCCGUAGAAUAAAUGUAGUUCCUGCCAGAGCGGACAUAGAGGUGGAUCACCAAAUAACUAUAGAACAAAGACAACGAUUAGAGAAAUACGAUAAACAUCUAAAACGUUAUGAAUACAGCAAGUGUUUAGAUUCGGUGAUGGGCCGAGGCCUUACAUCAAAAUCUCCAGAGAUAAUUGUGAGUGUCAUGCAGGAGUUAAUUCAUAGGAAAGGCAUGCAUCGCGCCCUGGCUCCGCGUGAUGAUAACUCCCUCAUGCAGGUUAUCAGUUUUAUAUGCCGCUAUAUAAGCGAACAUCGGUUUAUGCGAGUACUUAUCGAUGUGGCCACAAUACUGCUAGACGCCUAUGAAGAUAAAAUACAUACAUUCACCGGAGCUUUGGGUAAAAAGUUUUUGGAAUUAUCUUACGUUUUAGAACGUGAAGUUGCUAUGACUUAUGAAUUACUAGAGUUGCAAGGUUCUUUGGAGUUAUUAACCGCCGCCUCAAAUGUGUCCAGCAGUCAAGAUAAUAUGAUUCACUUUGUUCGGGAUGAUAAUAUAGCGUCUAACCUAAAACAAUCUGUCAUGGCAAAGGAGUCUUCAGUUGUGACAGUUUAGAGGUGAAAAAUAUUGCAAAAUUUUACCAAUAUAAUUUUAAUUUGUAAAGAACUAUUUUAUAGUGAACAUACGAGCAUACGUGUGAAUCUAGAUUUAAAUUUGUUAUCAAAUAAACUUAAAUGUAUGGAA
Messenger RNA from Stomoxys calcitrans (stable fly), 1804 nucleotides. Its product is annotated as U3 small nucleolar RNA-associated protein 15 homolog. The record is from RefSeq and is a predicted model, not a curated record. The transcript is spliced from 2 exons. Bases 95 to 1675 code for a protein of 526 amino acids. NCBI's taxonomy places the organism in Eukaryota, Metazoa, Arthropoda, Insecta, Diptera, Muscidae. Gene Ontology annotation, cellular component: nucleolus. Gene Ontology annotation, molecular function: protein binding. Gene Ontology annotation, biological process: rRNA processing; positive regulation of transcription by RNA polymerase I.